Molecule: messenger RNA, 1319 nt
Organism: Onychomys torridus (southern grasshopper mouse)
Lineage: Eukaryota; Metazoa; Chordata; Mammalia; Rodentia; Cricetidae
Gene: Cpa4
Product: carboxypeptidase A4
Exons: 11
Coding region: 18-1283 (421 amino acids)
Biological process (GO): proteolysis
Molecular function (GO): zinc ion binding; metallocarboxypeptidase activity
Source: RefSeq, a predicted model, not a curated record
ACUGGCACCCGUGAGACAUGAGGUGGUUACUGUUCUUUGGGGCCCUUGUUGGGUCAGGCAUCUGUGGCCGAGAUAAAUUCUUUGGGGACCAAGUUUUCAGGAUUAAUGUCAGAAAUGGAGAUGAGAUCAGAAAACUGACUCAGCUAGUGAAUUCGGACCAUUUUAAGCUCAACGUCUGGAAAUCUCCCUCCACUUUCGACCGUCCCGUGGAUAUCCUUGUCCCCUCGGUCAGUCUGCUGCCAGUCAAGUCCUUCCUGAAGUCUCAGGGCUUAGACUACUCAGUGACAAUUGAAGACCUACAGUCCCUUUUAGAUAACGAAGAUGAAGAAAUGCAGCACAGUGAAGGGCAAGAGCGGAGUGGUGAUGAUUUCAACUACGGGUCUUACCAUUCCUUGGAAGCUAUUUACCACGAGAUGGACAGUAUUGCCACAGAUUUCCCUGACCUGGCAAGCCGAGUGAAGAUUGGAGAGACAUUUGAAAAGCGACCCAUGUAUGUUCUGAAGUUCAGCACAGGAGGAGGCAAGAAGAGGCCGGCCAUAUGGCUGAAUGCAGGCAUCCAUUCCCGUGAGUGGAUCUCACAGGCCACGGCUAUCUGGACGGCGAGGAAGAUUGUGACUGAUUACCAAAAGGAUCCAGCUGUCACCUCCAUCUUGGAGAAAGUGGAUAUUUUCUUGCUGCCUGUAGCCAAUCCUGAUGGAUAUGUGUAUACGCAAACCCAAAACCGAUUAUGGAGGAAGACACGGUCUCGGAACCCAGGAAGCCGCUGCAUUGGUGCUGAUCCAAACAGAAACUGGAACGCAAGUUUCGCAGGAGAAGGGGCCAGUGAUAACCCUUGCUCGGAAGUGUACCAUGGCUCCCACCCCAAUUCUGAAGUGGAGGUGAAGUCAGUGGUGGAUUUUAUUCAGAAGCAUGGGGAUUUCAAGUGCUUCAUUGACUUGCAUAGCUACUCACAGCUGCUGAUGUAUCCCUAUGGGUACACAGUCAAGAAGGCCCCGGAUGCUGAGGAGCUGGAUGACGUGGCAAGGAGUGCAGCCAAAGCCCUGGCUUCCCACUCGGGCACUAAGUACCAAGUUGGACCGACUUGCACCACUGUCUAUCCAGCCAGUGGGAGCAGCAUUGACUGGGCAUAUGACAAUGGCAUCAAGUAUGCAUUCACAUUUGAGCUGAGAGACACCGGGCACUAUGGCUUCCUCUUGCCAGCCAGCCAGAUCAUCCCCACUGCGGAGGAGACCUGGCUAGGACUGAAGACCAUCAUGGAGCAUGUGCGGGACAACCUCUACUAGUCAAAGAGAGCACUCAUAUUUUACCCAUAAGCCACC